Messenger RNA from Drosophila bipectinata, 2102 nucleotides. It is a transcript of the gene rho-4, whose product is annotated as rhomboid-4. Gene Ontology annotation, cellular component: membrane. The record is from RefSeq and is a predicted model, not a curated record. Gene Ontology annotation, molecular function: serine-type endopeptidase activity; calcium ion binding. Lineage: Eukaryota; Metazoa; Arthropoda; Insecta; Diptera; Drosophilidae.
UUAAUAAAAGGAAUUGGAAGAAUCGAUUAUAUCGACAUCGACAUCGAUAUUUAUCCACCUCUACUGGUCACUUCUUCAAACCGUCAAUUGUUCAAUAUCCCGCAGCUCCACCAACAGCUCCAAACAGCUCCACCGCUACUACUCACUCGGAACGGUUGUGUUUUCGCGCUCCGCUGCUGGCAUUAGUGAAUUGUUUUUUAUUAUUUUUUUUUGUAGUUAGUUUCUGUACGGCUCUCGGCCAGGCGGCGUCGCCAGCCGUCCAUUAGAUACUCCAUUUGCCUGUACUCCGUCCGCUAUUUUACGGCCGUACUUAAUCUUAUCGCAAAUCAAACCGCGGGCAUGAGUCGAAGCGCAAAGUGUAAUUGAAUUUCGGCAGCAGUUCGAUUUCGCAAACCCCUCUCCCCCCAGAGAGAGAGAGAGACCUAAUCCCACCCAGAACUUAAGCCAAGCCAAGGACAAAGGACCAUCCCAAAAAUCGAAAGCCCAAAGAUGCCCGUGAAGACGGUGAAUCGCCAGCAGAGCCAAUCGCCUGCCCAGCAGCUCCAGAUGCAGCAGCAGCGGGAUGUGGAGACGGGGCUGUACCCCACCAUACCGCCGGAGCGCCGAUCGCCGCCCUCACGCCCGCAGACUCUGCGCCAGGACACCGUCGACAUGGAGGAGAUCCCGCUGAACCAGACUAACGGCUCCCAGGAGCCGGAGGAUCGCCGCAAGAUGCGCGAGAUCUUCGACAAGCACGACUCGGACCGCGAUGGCAUGAUCAACACCCACGAGCUGAAGGAGCUCAUCUCGAACGGCUAUUGCCGGGACAUACCCGCCUACAUUGCCGCCCAGAUCCUGAAGCGCGCCGACCAGGACAAUGACGGCCACCUGGACUUCGAGGAGUUCUACACCAUGUCGCUGCACCACAAGUGGAUGAUUCGCAACCUCCUCACCCGUUACUGCCGCUACGUGGUGCCGCCACCCAAGCCGCUGGAGGGCGAUGAGCCGGACGGCGCCUACGAGAAGCAAAUGUCCAUCUGCCCGCCGCCCCUCACCAUGGUGCUCUUCUCGAUAAUCGAGAUCAUCAUGUUCCUGGUGGACGUCAUUCAUUUCCAAGACGACCCCAACCACCAGGACAGGAUUGGUGAGAGCACCAGCGGCCCGGCGGCCACGCUGUUCAUCUACAAUCCCUACAAGCGGUACGAGGGAUGGCGCUUCGUCAGCUACAUGUUCGUCCACGUGGGCAUCAUGCAUCUGAUGAUGAACCUGAUCAUCCAGAUAUUCCUCGGCAUUGCCCUCGAGCUGGUGCAUCACUGGUGGCGCGUGGCGCUCGUGUACCUGGCGGGUGUGUUGGCCGGCUCCAUGGGCACCUCGCUGACCAGCCCGAGGAUCUUCUUGGCGGGAGCCUCCGGCGGAGUGUACGCCCUGAUAACCGCCCACAUUGCCACGAUCAUCAUGAACUAUUCGGAGAUGGAGUACGCCAUCGUCCAACUGCUGGCCUUCCUGCUGUUUUGCUUCACGGAUCUGGGCACCUCAGUGUACCGCCACCUGACCGACCAGUACGACCAGAUCGGGUACGUGGCGCACCUGUCUGGCGCCGUGGCCGGCCUGCUGGUGGGCAUUGGGGUGCUGCGGAACCUGGAAGUGCGUCGCUGGGAGCGCAUUCUCUGGUGGGUGGCCGUUAUCGUUUACUUCGCCCUCAUGACCACCGGCAUCAUCAUACAUGUCUUUGUGCCGGACUACUUCCCCAAGCAGGAGUACAACUAGCCAUUCUAGCCGCUAGCUGCUAGCUGUUAGCCGUUAGCCCUAAGGUCCCCCUAGCUAUGUAUAGCCUUUCUAGCCCAUCCAAAGUGCGCUUUUGGGAUGCGGAAACACGCACACAGUACAGAUCCGAGGAACGCUCCCAACGCCGACCAUGUGCCUACGUAAUUUAUUCUCCCCCAUUCGUACCGUACAUCGAUCGCAGGUGUAUCGCAGGUGCCUAUAAUUAUAUAUUAAUGAUAUAUAUAUAUAUAUAUCUUCGAUCUACAUGACGCCGCGAAAUGAUGCUGGAACCGACACUGACCCAAACCUCAGUUGCAUUUCGUCGAUUUUUAUUCUAUAAUCUUUUUUGAAAAAAAAAA